GACCGUAUGGAACUUGUUCUGCGCAUGCGCAGUCUUUUCCUGAGCGGCUGCAACAGUGGACAAGCGAAUUAAACAGGCGAGUGAAGUGGAGAAUUUUUCAUCCAAGUGAGUCAUGGCCCAGUUCGGGGGACAAAAGAAUCCACCGUGGGCGACUCAGUUUGCUGCCACGGCAGUGUCCCAACCGGGCCACACAAGCCAGCCUCUUGACAUCAACUUGCACUCUCUUAAUGUACAGCAGCCAUCCCUACUGGGAGCUUCUCCGGCUGUUUACACUCAGCAGUCAGCAUUGGCGGCGGCCUCUCUCACAAGCCAGUCCAAUUAUCAGCUGUCUCAGCACACUGUCGCCUUGCAGCAACAAGCUGCAGCAGCGGCUGCUGCAGCAGCACUGCAGCAGUCUCAGAUCAAUACAGCCCUCCAACAAUAUCAGCAGCAGCAGCAGCAGCAGCAGCAGCAGCAGCAGCAGCAACAACAACAACAACAACAACAACAACAACAACAACAGCAGCAACAACAGCAGCAGCAGCAGCCUCCUCCUCAACCACCACCCCAGCAGCCCCUUUACAGUGUUCCUCAUCAGCUUCCACAACCUCAACCGGCACUUUUAUCGCAGCCUUCAGUGGCUUUACCCACAAGCCUGAGCCUGUCCAAUGCCCAGCAGACAGCCCAGAUCACAGUGUCCUACCCGACGACGCGCACAAAUCAACAGCAGCAGCCACAGAAGCAGCGGGUCUUCACCGGCGUGGUCAACAAGUUGCACGACACAUUCGGCUUUGUUGAUGAAGAUGUCUUCUUUCAGCUCAGUGCUGUGAAAGGCAAGACCCCACAAGUUGGUGAUCGGGUGCUGGUGGAGGCUGUAUACAACCACAACUUGCCCUUCAAGUGGAAUGCCCAACGCAUCCAGACCUUACCUCAGCUGGCGAACCAGCAUCAGCAGCCGCCUCAGCCAUUACCUCAACAUUCCCCGCAGUUGGGCAGCCUUUUCAAUGAGCCAGGGAUGCCGCUGCGCUACCCUGACAUGCACUGCACAGCGGACAACAGACAUAAUAGCCAUCCUCCUGUUCCUAACAUGAUGAAAACCGCUCCUCCCUUACUUCAGUCACUACCUCCACCGACCACGUACAGUGUUCCACCACCGGCUCCUCCUCCUCCUUCCUUACUGCAGGCGCAGCUGUCUGCUGCCUCGUUAGGUCCUCUUCUCCAAAACCCUCCUCAGCCUUUGCUGCCUCAGCCCCCUCCCAAAGAUGUGUUUACCGGGGGUCUACUUCAACCCCCAAUGAGAAUCAUGCCACAACCACAGCCUGUCCGACGGAUCGAGCCCCCUCCACGUUUCCCAAGUCGCAACGAUCGACCCCCUGAGCUCAUCCUCAGGAGUAAAGAAGAGCGCAGCCGCGACAGAGAACGCGAGCGAAGGCGGUCAAGAGAACGCUCACCGAUGCGCAAACGCUCCAGAGAGCGUUCCCCAAGACGAGAUCGCUCCCCACGAAGGCUCCGCAGGGUGGUUCCUCGCUACACGGUCCAGUUUUCAAAGUUCAGUUUAGACAUUUCAAGCUGUGACGUGAUGGAGUUGAGGAGGCGCUAUCAGAGUCUAUAUAUUCCCAGCGACUUCUUUAGUGCUGCCUUCACCUGGGUUGACGCCUUCCCUAUAAUGCGACCCUUUCAGUUGAGCAACGCAUGCAACUUCCAUAUCUUGCACAAGGAGGUGGAUCCUCUUGUCAAAAAUAUAACUGUGCUGGAACCGCCUGAUGCCAACCACACUUAUAGCGCUAAGGUGAUGCUGCUGGCUAACCCAAGCUUAGAGGAGCUCUAUCACAAGUCAUGUGCACUAGCAGAAGAUUCCCAGGAAGUCAAAGACUCCUUCCAGCAUCCUGCAAGACUCAUCAAGUUUUUGGUGGGAAUGAGAGGCAAAGAUGAGGCCAUGGCGAUAGGUGGCCACUGGUCUCCCUCUCUGGAUGGAGCUGACCCAGCGAAGGAUCCAUCAGUCCUCAUAAAGACAGCUAUUCGCUGUUGCAAGGCACUCACGGGCAUAGAUCUUAGUCUGUGCACUCAGUGGUAUCGUUUUGCAGAGAUUCGAUAUCUUCGGCCGGAGGAGACCCACAAGGGGCGGACAGUCCCCGCUCAUGUGGAGACAGUGGUUUUGUUUCUUCCGGAUGUUUGGCAUUGUCUUCCUACCCGCUCAGAGUGGGAGGUGCUGUCACGGCGACUCCGGGAGCAGCUGGCUGAGAAGCUGUCGGCCGAGCGAAAGGAGGCGGAUGGAGAACAGGAGGAAGAGGAGAAAGAUGAUGGCGAAUCGAAGGACGUCAGCAACCCCACUCACUGGGCCAAACUUGAUCCGAAAUCAAUGAAGGUAAACGACCUUCGUAAGGAGCUCGACUGCCGCUCUCUGAGCUCCAAGGGCUUAAAGUCGCAGCUGAUUGCCCGACUUACCAAGCAACUGAAGGUGGAGGAGCAGGUGGAAGAGUUCAAGGAGCCUGAGAAACCAGAGGUCAAACCUCCCGAGGAAGAAGAGCCCAGUCGCACUGAGGACCGAGAGGAGGAGGAAAAGAAGAAGCAAGAAGAGCUGGAGCGCCAACGCAGAGAAAGACACUACAUCCUCCCCGACGAGCCCACCAUCCUUGUUCACCCCAACUGGUCUGCAAAGAACGGCAAGUUUGACUGCAGCGUGAUGUCCCUCAGUGUGCUUCUGGACUACAGACUGGAGGACAACAAGGAGACUUCCUUUGAGGUCUCUCUCUUCGCUGAGUUAUUCAACGAGAUGCUCCAGAGAGAUUUUGGCUACCGCAUCUACAAAGCUAUCGCUGCUAUCCCUGUCAAGGAUGAAAAGAAGAAAGCCAAAAAAGAGGCCGAGAAGAAAGAAGUGGACAAGAAGGAAAUAAAGAAGGAGAAAGAGGACGGCGAAGAGCCAGCAGCAAAGAAAUCCAGAGAGGAUGAAGAGGGGGAGAGGAAAAAGUGUGAUGACAAGAUGGAGAAAAAGGAGUCACGUGAAGAAGAAGAGAACGAAGAUGACGGCAGCACAGCUAACGCCGACGAGUAUGACCCCAUGGAGGCUGAAGACGCAGAUGACGACGACGAUGAUGAAAAGGAUGAUGACACUUCAAACGACAAAAGAGAUCACAAAGACGCUCGCAGGUUGCCAAAAGAAAAGAGUUUAAAAGAGAAGGACAAGAAGCAGAUGAUGACGCACAACAGGGAGCUGCUGAUGGCGUUUGUUUACUUUGACCAAAGUCACUGGGGCUGCCUGUUGGAGAAAGACUUGGAGGACAUCUUGUACACGCUCGGACUGCACAUGUCACGUGCUCAGAUCAAGAAGCUGAUGAACAAGCCGCAGGUGAGAGAGUCGUGUUAUUACCGCAAACUGACCGACCGAGGAAAGGAUGAGGCUGCCUUUUUCUUCAAUGAAGCCCAGAUGGAAAACCCCUCAGGCAACAGAGAGCUACUUCCUGCUCCAAAGAAGAGCGAUCCGUCAGAAUCCAGCCAGUCGGGUGAUCUGAUCGUGUACAACGGUGCCAUGGUGGACGUUGGCAGCAUGAUGCAGAAACUGGAGAAGAGCGUGAAAGCGCGAGAGGAAAUUGAACAGAAGCUGAUGGUACAGGACACCAAGAUGGAUGAGGAGACAAAGGUUAAAGUGCAGCUGGAGCAAGAAAACAAAUCCCUGUCCAAGGAGCUGGAGGAAGUGAAAACCACUCUAAUGCAAACGGAGAAGCUGCUGAAAAAUGCGGAGGAGCAGAAGACCAUCUACUGGGAGCAGUUUGCCAAGACGUGCAAGACUCUGACAGACACGGUCACAGGACUGACGGCGGUGAUGGGAAAGGAUGAUGCUGGGAAUGACUGUGAUGAAGCAACCAGAGAGAAAACACCUCAAGUGAACGGUGCUGAAGAACCAACAACCUCUUAAAACUUAUCUUCACAUGUAAAUAUCCACUAAAGCUACUUUAAUUCACAGCUUUGUUUGUGUACAUAAUGGUUGAAUUGGUGGAAUUUUCUAUUAAUGUAUUUUAUAUAUAGAAUGAAGUCAUUUCAGCUCACUAACUUUUUUUUGCCAUCAAUUUGUUGUUGCCAGUAUGUGAUAGUGAAGAGAUAUAGUUUUUAAUAAUUAUUUUAUUUAUGUGCGAGAGGAUUCCCUUAAACUAUUUAAAUGAUAACUUUGGAUGGAUGAUCCACUGAGUUUUGUGCAGAUUUUCUCUGUAAAUAAUUAGAAUCCAUCCACUGGUUUACUGUGUAGAAUAAAAACUAAUUUCAUCCUUU
Molecule: messenger RNA, 4242 nt
Organism: Entelurus aequoreus (snake pipefish)
Lineage: Eukaryota; Metazoa; Chordata; Actinopteri; Syngnathiformes; Syngnathidae
Gene: ccar1
Product: cell division cycle and apoptosis regulator 1
Exons: 26
Coding region: 113-3892 (1259 amino acids)
Biological process (GO): regulation of DNA-templated transcription
Cellular component (GO): nucleus
Source: RefSeq, a predicted model, not a curated record